AUGAGUGUUGCAAUAGGGUCGAGAAGCAUCUUAUGGUGGCAAGGUACUGCAGCGAAAACCAGCUCGUAUUACACUGCUGACCUGAGAGAAGACAGAGAAGUCCCUGUGCGCGGCGAAGGCAAGACAAAGGUUGCAAAUGGCCUCAAGAAGUCCAAGAAUAGUAAGGUGAAGAAUGGUGGAGUGAAGAAAGUGAAGAAGCAACGUGGAGAAGCCGUGAAAGGCACGUGUAUUGAGCACAAAAUGCUCGGUGGAUCUGACGAUGAGAUGUAUGACAGCGAUCUCGUGGACGUAUCAGACAUGACUGAAGAUGUGAAAGAAGAAGAGGAAGAUGACGACAUAACGGUACCGAUGGCGAAUGCAUCAGACACACGUCAACUUGCCGUAGCAGUGAAUGAUAUAAAACAUGAGGAUUAUGAUCUAGCAGGUAUUCCCAAAAAGCGGUCAAAGAAAGCAAGAAGCUCGGAAUCAAGGGUAAGCGCUCGAAGAUGGCUGUGA
Cooperia oncophora is the source of this 495-nucleotide messenger RNA. NCBI's taxonomy places the organism in Eukaryota, Metazoa, Nematoda, Chromadorea, Rhabditida, Trichostrongylidae. The record is from the annotation of a GenBank genome assembly.